UGGUCCCUCUCCAGACCCCGCCCCCCCGGCCGGACCGCCCGGUGAGAACACCGAGCCCACCCUCCGGUUCCUCCUGCUGACGCACGGAGGCUCCAGCAGGCUCCUCCGCUCCUCCUCCGCUCCUCCGCUCCUCCGCUCCGCUCCGACCGGAGCAACAUGCAGGAUGGCGAGUGUGGAGACAGCCGCCGAACACGAGCGCAUCCUGCGGGAGAUAGAGAGCACAGACACCAACUGCAUCGGGCCGACCCUCCGGUCGGUGUACGAUGGGCGGGAGCAUGGCCUCUUCAUGGAGAAGCUGGACGCUCGCAUCAGAAACCACGACAGAGAGAUCGAGAAGAUGUGUAACCAUCACUUCCAGGGCUUCGUCGACUCCAUCACAGAGCUGCUCAAAGUCAGAGGGGAGGCGCAGAAACUCAAGAGUCAGGUGACGGAGACCAACCGCCGUCUCCAGGAUGAAGGCAAAGAGCUCAUGGGCUCCAUGGAGGAGCUGCAGCAGUGCCGAGUGCAGCAGAGAAACAUCGCCACCACCAUCGACAAACUGACACACUGCUUACCAGUCCUGGAGAUGUACAGCAGACUCCAGGAGCAGAUGAGGGACAAAAGGUACUACCCGGCCCUGCGGACCCUUGAGCAUCUGGAGAACCGGUGCCUCCCUAAGGCGGGUCAGUACCGGUUCUGCUCCAUCAUGGCGGAGAACAUCCCCCGACUGAGGAUCCAGAUCAGAGACACGGCCAUGAGCCAGCUGAGGGACUUCCUGGAGAGCAUCAGGAAACACUCGGACAAGAUCGGAGAGACGGCCAUCAGACAGGCCCAGCUGCAGCGCUCGCUGGACAGCUCCGCGCAGCCGAGGGCCCUGAUUGGCCGUCGCAGGAAGGAGGCGGCGGCGGGGACGGACAGCGAGGGACACGGAGGCAGCCCGCUGUCAGAACAGGACUCUGGGAUUCUGGAUGUGGAGGAUGAAGAGGAGGAGGAAGUCCCAGGAGCUCAGGACUUGGUGGAUUUCUCUCCAGUCUACCGCUGUCUGCAUAUCUACACUGUGCUGGGUUUGCGUGAUGUGUUUGAGAACUACUACAGAAAGCAGAGGAGGAAACAGGCUCGCCUGGUGCUGCAGCCUCACUCUAACAUGCAUGAAACUCUAGAGGGAUACAGGCGGUACUUCAAUCAGAUUGUCGGCUUCUUCGUGGUGGAGGAUCACGUCCUUCACACCACGCAGGGUUUGGUCAACAGAGCGUACGUGGAGGAGCUUUGGGAGCUGGCGCUGUCUAAAAUCAUCGCUGCCCUGAGGACCCACUCCUCGUACUGUGACAACCCAGACCUGGUCCUGGAUCUGAAGAACCUCAUCGUCCUUUUUGCUGACACACUGCAGGGUUACGGCUUCCCGGUGUCCCAGCUGUUUGACAUGCUGCUGGAGAUGAGGGAGCAGUACGGAGAAAUCCUGCUCAAGAGAUGGAACAUCACCUUCAGGCAGGUGUUGGACCAGGACAACUACAGUCCCAUCCCGGUCUCCACAGAGCAGGAGUACAAACUCUACACCUCCCAGUUCCCCCUGCAGGACCCCGAACUGGACAAGCUUCCCUUCCCUAAGAAGCUCCCCUUCUCCGAGUUUGUGCCAAAAGUCUACUGCCAGCUCAAAGAGUUCAUCUACGCCUGUCUGAAGUACUCUGAAGACCUGCACCUCAGGUAGACACACA
Centropristis striata (black sea bass) is the source of this 1691-nucleotide messenger RNA. RefSeq names its product exocyst complex component 6B (gene exoc6b). The transcript is spliced from 15 exons. Gene Ontology annotation, cellular component: membrane; exocyst. The record is from RefSeq and is a predicted model, not a curated record. The coding region runs from base 164 to 1684 and encodes 506 amino acids. Gene Ontology annotation, biological process: intracellular protein transport; Golgi to plasma membrane transport; exocytosis. NCBI's taxonomy places the organism in Eukaryota, Metazoa, Chordata, Actinopteri, Perciformes, Serranidae.